AUGUUUUACGGAAAUAUAUUUCUUUUUUUUAUUCUCAUAACUGAUAUAUCAGCUAGAUAUGGUCCUGCUCCAAAACGCGGUUAUGGAAGUCAACAAAAUAAUCCCGUUCAAAAUAAUAUUCCUGUAAUAAAUUAUCCUUAUUAUCCAUACUAUACAUAUCCAUAUUAUCCCUAUAUUCCGUACUAUCCUCCACAAUAUAAUAUUCCAUAUUCAUGUAAAAGAUAUUACAAUAAAAAAAUAAAACUAUUAGAAUUUCAACUUAAAAAAACAAAUGAUUAUUUAAAACAUCUAAAAUUAAAAUUAAAAGAAAUAGAGGAAAAUCCAAGUAAAAGUUAUGAACAAAAAAAGUUAUACAAAAUAAUAAAACAAAAAAUAUAUUAUGCUAAUAAAUAUUUAGAUAAGUAUAAAAAAGAAUUAUCAUAUUUCAAGCAAAAACUUAGCAAAUGUUGGGGUUAUAAAACAACUACCACAAAACAUUCAACAACAAAAAAAUUAACUACCAUAAAAUCAUCAACAGGAGAAAUAUCUACUACAAAUAAACAUUCAACUACAAUGAAUUCAACUACCAUUAAACCUUCAACAACAGAAAAACCAUUUACUGUUGUAAUUUCAACUUCAAAAAAUCCAACUACACCAAAUUUGUCAACAACAUUAAAGCCAUCUACUAUAAAAAAUUCAACUACAAAAAAAUCAACAACGGCGAAGCACUCUACCAUAAGAAAAUCUACAACCAUUAAAUCAUCAACAGGAAAAAUAUCCACUACAUUGAAACCAUCUACUAUAAAACAUUCAACUACAAUGAAAUCAACAACUACAAAGAAUUCAACAACAAAAAAAUCUACUACUAUUGAAUCAUCAACAGGAAAAAUAUCUACAACAUUGAAACCAUCUACUAUAAAACAUUCAACAACAGUAAAAUCAACAACUAUAAAGAAUUCAACAACAAAAAAAUCUACUACUGUUGAAUCAUCAACAGGAAAAAUAUCUACUACAUUGAAACCUUCUACUAUAAAACAUUCAACUACAAUGAAAUCAACAACUAUAAAGAAUUCAACAACAAAAAAAUCUACUACCGUUGAAUCAUCAACAUUAAAAAUAUCUACUACAUUGAAACCAUCUACUAUAAAACAUUCAACAACAGUAAAAUCAACAACUAUAAAGAAUUCAACAACAAAAAAAUCUACUACUAUUGAAUCAUCAACAGGAAAAAUAUCUACAACAUUGAAACCAUCUACUAUAAAACAUUCAACAACAGUAAAAUCAACAACUAUAAAGAAUUCAACAACAAAAAAAUCUACUACUGUUGAAUCAUCAACAAGAAAAAUAUCUACUACAUUGAAACCUUCUACUAUAAAACGUUCAACUACAAUGAAAUCAACAACUAUAAAGAAUUCAACAACAAAAAAAUCUACUACUAUUGAAUCAUCAACAGGAAAAAUAUCUACUACAUUGAAACCUUCUACUAUAAAACAUUCAACAACAAUGAAAUCAACAACUAUAAAGAAUUCAACAACAAAAAAAUCUACUACUAUUGAAUCAUCAACAGGAAAAAUAUCUACUACAUUGAAACCUUCUACUACCAAAAAACCUUCAACAACAGAAAAACCAUUUACUGUUGAAAAAUCAACUUUAAAAAAUCCAACUACACUUAAAUCUUCAACAACACUGAAACACACUGCUAGAAAAUUUUUAUAUUUCUUUUAG
Molecule: messenger RNA, 1704 nt
Organism: Strongyloides ratti
Lineage: Eukaryota; Metazoa; Nematoda; Chromadorea; Rhabditida; Strongyloididae
Product: Mucin 18B
Exons: 1
Coding region: 1-1704 (567 amino acids)
Source: RefSeq, a predicted model, not a curated record